GUCAUUUUCAACAUGGAGAGUGGAGCAGGAAAGCACUGGACUAAGGAGGAGGUUAAAGCUUUGCUAAGUGUCUGGGCAGAAAAAAAUAUACGAAAACAACUUUAUGGAACACUAAGAAAUAAAGGAAUAUUUAUUUACAUUGCUAAAAGGCUGCAAUCAUUAGGAGUACACAGAGAUUGGAAACAGUGCCGGGCUAAGUACAAAAAUCUCAAAUAUGAAUAUAGAACAGUUAAAUAUGCCCAUAAAUCUGGAGACAGCUCUAAAACUAUGAAGUUCUUCCAUGAUUUGGAUGCAAUCCUGCAAUAUGAACCUACCACACAAUUUACAGAGGAAGAUGCAAAUGGCAGGUGCCUGGAAACGCUCAGCCCAAGUACAGCCCCAGAGACCACUGAAGGUAUCUCUACGUCAGUAUUGGAACCCUCUAAUAACACAACUUUUAUCCCAACUGUAGCAAAUGAAGGAGGAAAGCACUGGACUGUGCCAGAAGUCAGGGCUCUAAUAGACGUCUGGUCUGAUAAAAGCAUACAACGACAACUAGAGGGAACAGUGAGAAAUAAAAGGAUAUUUGAACAAAUUGCUGCCAAGCUUCAGAAAUUUGGAAUAGAGAGAGACUGGAAGCAAUGCAGAACAAAGUACAAAAACCUAAAACACGAAUACAAGAUCGUAAGAACAGCACAAGACCUAGGCAUGACUAAGAGUAUGAAAUUUUUUACUGAGUUGGAUGCCAUUCUGGGACACAAUAAAACAGAAAAAUCACGAGACCAGGCAUCCCAAGAUGGAGAACCUGUCACAGAAUGUGCCAACAUAAAAAUGGGAAAGGACCAGACAGCUAUUGCUGGAGACGUAGCUGAAGGUGAUUCAGUCAGUAAUAAGUCAGAAGACAUAGAAGAUACAGAUACAAAACAAAGUCCUGACACAGAAUUAUUUGAAGGUCAUAACAAAAGCCAAGGAACUUUGAGCUCCAAGAGAAAAGCGCAUGAAAAUGAAACAGUGUCUCUACCUCUUAAGAAAAGUGCGCCUGAGAUCAUUACGAAUCAGUUUCCUCAAAGCAUAAUAACAGAACCAAAAGAUUCUACAGAAUGUUUCUGCAGAGAGGAAACUCAACUUCAUCAGAGUUCUGCCUCGCUUCCCGGCGCGGUCGCAGCCCUCAGCCCACUCAGGAUAAUGGCGACAGCUGAGGUACUGAACAUUGGUAAAAAAUUGUAUGAGGGUAAAACAAAAGAAGUCUACGAAUUGUUAGAUAGUCCAGGAAAAGUCCUCCUGCAGUCCAAGGACCAGAUUACAGCAGGAAAUGCAGCCAGAAAGAAUCACCUGGAAGGAAAAGCUGCAAUCUCAAAUAAAAUCACCAGUUGUAUUUUUCAGUUGUUACAGGAAGCAGGUAUUAAAACUGCCUUCACCAGAAAAUGUGGGGAGACAGCUUUCAUUGCACCCCAGUGUGAAAUGAUUCCAAUUGAAUGGGUUUGCAGAAGAAUAGCAACUGGUUCUUUUCUCAAAAGAAAUCCUGGUGUCAAGGAAGGAUAUAAGUUUUACCCACCUAAAGUGGAGUUGUUUUUUAAGGAUGAUGCCAAUAAUGACCCACAGUGGUCUGAGGAACAGCUGAUUGCUGCAAAAUUUUGCUUUGCUGGACUUGUUAUAGGCCAAACUGAAGUGGAUAUCAUGAGUCAUGCUACACAGGCUAUUUUUGAAAUACUGGAGAAAUCCUGGUUGCCCCAGAAUUGUACUCUGGUUGAUAUGAAGAUUGAAUUUGGUGUUGAUGUAACCACCAAAGAAAUUGUUCUUGCUGAUGUUAUCGAUAAUGAUUCCUGGAGACUCUGGCCAUCAGGAGAUCGAAGCCAACAGAAAGACAAACAGUCUUAUCGGGACCUCAAAGAAGUAACUCCUGAAGGGCUCCAAAUGGUAAAGAAAAAUUUUGAGUGGGUUGCAGAGAGAGUAGAGUUUCUUUUGAAAUCAGAAAGUCAGUGCAGGGUUGUAGUGUUGAUGGGCUCUACUUCUGAUCUUGGUCACUGUGAAAAAAUCAAAAAGGCCUGUGGAAAUUUUGGCAUUCCAUGUGAACUUCGAGUAACAUCUGCACAUAAAGGACCAGAUGAAACACUGAGGAUUAAAGCUGAGUAUGAAGGGGAUGGCAUUCCUACUGUUUUUGUGGCAGUGGCAGGCAGAAGUAAUGGUUUGGGACCAGUGGUGUCUGGGAACACUGCAUAUCCAGUUAUCAGCUGUCCUCCCCUCACACCAGACUGGGGAACUCAGGAUGUGUGGUCUUCUCUUCGACUACCCAGUGGUCUUGGCUGUUCAACCAUACUUUCUCCAGAAGGAUCAGCUCAGUUUGCUGCCCAGAUAUUUGGAUUAAACAACCAUUUGGUAUGGGGCAAACUGCGAGCAAGCAUUUUGAACACAUGGAUUUCCUUGAAGCAGGCUGACAAGAAAAUCAGAGAAUGUAAUUUAUAAGAAAGAAUGUCAUUGAAUUUUUUAGGGGGAAAACUACAAAUUUCUAAUUUAGCUGAAGGAAAAUCAAGCAAGAUGAAAAGUGAUAUUAAAUUAGAGAAUACAAACAAAAUGUAUUAGUGAAUAAAUGCUUCUCUAUAUCCAUAUUAAUAAACAUGAACACCUAACCCAUCCUUUCUUAGUCUGGAGACCAAGAUAUUUCAGCCAGCCUUUAUUAUUUUUGUCUUAUUUCACCCUUUUUCCUUAAGUAUUGAUGGUCUCUGCUAUUGAGUUUCUUCUUUAGUACUGAUUGAAUCAUCUUAACUCCCUCAACUAAAACUAGUAUUACUAACUCCCAGCUAUGUGUCUCUUUUUUUCUUUUGUUUUGUUUUGGGUUUUUUGUUUGUAUGUUUUUUGAGAUGGAGUUUCACUCUUGUUGCUUAGGCAGGAGUGCAGUGGUGCAAUCUCAGCUCACCACAACCUCCGUCUCCCAGGUUCAAUUGAUUCCCCUGCCUCAGCCUCCCAAAUAGCUGAGACUAUAGGAGCCUGCAAUGACGCCCAGCUAAUUUUGUAUUUUUAUUAGAGACAGGGUUUCCUCCAUGUUGGUCAGGCCAGUCUCAAACUCCUGACCUCAGGUUAUUCACCCGCCUCAGCCUGCCAAAGUACUGGGAUUACAGGCAUGAGACACCCAGCCAGCUAUGUGUCUCUAGACUUGUAUUUUCUUUUUUUUUUUGAGACAGGGUCUCACUGUUGCCUAGGCUGUAGUGGCAUGAUCUCAGCUCACUACUGCCUUGCCUCUUGGGCUCAAGCAAUUAUCCUACCUCAGCCUCUCAAGUAACAGGGACUAACUAUAAUCUUGCAGCACCAUGCCCAGCUAAUUUUAUUUUUUGUAGAGACAAGGUCUCACUCUGUCACUCAGGUUGGUCUGAAACUCCUGGACUCAAGUAAUUCUCCUACCUCAGCCUCCCAAAGUGCUAGGGUUAUAAGCAUGAGCCACUGUGCCUGGCUAGACUUGUAUUUUCAACUGUCCACUUCUCCCUAUACGUCCCAUGGGCACUCUCAUAGAAAACAGAAUGCUUCCAAUUUUAUUCCUCUUUCAAGCCUGUAACUCUUGAUAUACUCACUGUUGCAAGUCAGAACCUUGAUUUCAUCAUUGAUGUUUUUCUCUUGUUUCACGUUUCAUUCAUCACCAAGUCAUGUUGGUGUUAAUUUCAGAUUAACCCUUGAAUUUACCGUCUUCUCUUCCUCUGUACAAAAAGCCUCAAGUGAGGGUCAGAUUCAACAAUUAUUCUGAUCUAGACAGUCCUUAUUCUCAAUCCACUGUUUUCCAAGUUGAUUCCACAAGGACUUCUAACAUAAUAAACUCUUUACAAACUCUUUUGCACCACAGACUUCUUUGAAAAUACAUAUGCUGUUGACCCUCUGUAGAAAACAGCACAAAUAAAACUUACCAACAGAUUUCAUUGGUUUUUGGGUUCUCCUGAAGCCUAUUCAUGGUUUAUAUAUUAAGAAUUGAUGACAUAGCUGGGCACAGUGGCUCAUGCCUAUAAUCACAGCACUUUGGGAGGCUGAAACAAGCAGACCACUUGAGGUCAGGAGUUUCAGACCAGCCUGCCAACGUGGUGAAACCCUGUCUCUAUUAAAAAUACAAAAAUUAGCCAGCCAUGGUGGUGGGUACCUGUAAUCCCAGCUAUUCCAGAGGCUGAGGCAUGAGAAUUGCAGCACCUUGAACUCAGGAGGUGGAAGUUGCAGUGAGCAGAGAUCAUGCCACUGCACUCCAACCAGGGCAAGAGUGAGACUGUCUCAAGAGGAAAAAAAAAAUUGCUGAUGUGACCCAUGAAGGGAACUCAUUUUCCUCAUAAAUUUUGGACUGUCACACAUUGGUACCUUUAGUUCUUUGAAGGCCCAUAUUUUUAUCAUUAAAACCUAUUUGUUAGUAAGUAGAGCUUUAUCUUCACUGUCUCCAUGAAACCUUUUGUAACCACAAUGACCACAAGUAGUUCUUUCUUUGUUGAAUUAUUAGGUCCAGAAUAGAAGAUGUCAUUGUACACUUUAUUUCCCUCACACUGUGUUAUGCCCUGAUGUGCUAUGCUUAGCUAUCUGCCAGUGAUGGGUAAAUUAUAAAACUCAUGUGUACUACUUAAGUUUAUAUCUUACACUAGUUUAUAAGAACAAUUAAAAGGACUUAAAAAGAUUAA
Molecule: messenger RNA, 4616 nt
Organism: Callithrix jacchus (white-tufted-ear marmoset)
Lineage: Eukaryota; Metazoa; Chordata; Mammalia; Primates; Cebidae
Gene: PAICS
Product: phosphoribosylaminoimidazole carboxylase and phosphoribosylaminoimidazolesuccinocarboxamide synthase
Biological process (GO): 'de novo' IMP biosynthetic process
Cellular component (GO): cytosol
Molecular function (GO): phosphoribosylaminoimidazolesuccinocarboxamide synthase activity
Source: RefSeq, a predicted model, not a curated record